UUCACAUCUCAAUUCACACAUCUUAGGGCAUGACGUCUAAGUGCAAUCGGGGGCUGUUGAACUGGACGGCACUGUUCUACGUUUUCCCCAGCACAAAUCCCCAUCUAGAACAUGCAGGAUUGGUGGAGCUGUAUCUGUCUCCCCCAUGCAGUGCGUGCUCUAUGUCGCCCCCACAAUACCACGCAGUAGGCGCUCUGGAAAGGUUUGGGAGUGAGGGAUGGAGGGCUGCAUGGGUCUGGCCCUUCUCCCCUUGCCUCGCCUCCACCCAGGGAGGGGUCAGGGCCCCAGGUCUCAGCACAGCACGUGGAGGUCUACGCUCUACAGAAUGGGGGCUUGAACCCAUGGCUGGUGUCCUGUGUCCUCCUAGUGCUGGGGGAGGGGCUCUCAGGAUGCCUGAGGCUCCGGCAGCUCCAUCUUCAGGUCCACUCUAGGAUGCCCCAGCCACUUUCUCAUCUAAUUGGAUUCCCAGCUCUUCCUUCCUCAAAUCCGGGCUGCUGCAGUGUCUGUUUAUAAACCUGGCCCAGCCUGCUUCCCUGGAGGCUCCCGGAGCCCAGAGCCCAGCUGCAGAAAGCAUUACAUUCCUCCAGGCCAGAUGUCAGCCGGCGGCUCCACCCUGCUCAGCCCAGCUGGCCCCCGGCCCCUGUCCUGCCAGCAAGGUCUCUCACCCGUUACUGUGCCUGCCCAGUGGCCGCAGAGCCCAGGCCGCCUUUCUGACAGACCUGUCUGGGCUGGUUGAGCUUCCUCAAAGAUGGCUGCCCUCAUGGGUUCACCCCUGGCUGGUAGUGGCCCAAAGCCCAAGAGGGUCCCACAGGUCGAGCCAAGUCCUACCCACCCAAUCCAGGGCCAUGGAGGGGGGCCUCUCCUUCAGUCCCAGACCCAAGUGGCACCACAAGGGCUUUUGGAGUCUCUCAAGCGCAUCGUUUUGACAGGGCUCCUGACGGAUCCCUCGAAAGGUCAUGGAAAUGCCUCACCAGGGACACGUGCACGCUGCCCUCAGUGCCCUCAGUCUCCCCAUCUGUAAAAUGGGCACAAAGCCCUCUCCAAGCAGGGCCACGAACAGACAUGAACUCACUUUGAGGACUGCAAAGGAAGGGGCCCCUUCUAACACAUGCAGAGCCAAGAACUGUAGCCGUGGAGCUGGAAAAUGAGGGAGGGACACUGGGGGACUCUGUCCUGCCACCCCAGUCCUGGCCCCACUUCUGAGAGUUGCGACCAAGAACACUGGCUCACCAGCAACUGGCUGCAUGGACCUGGGCCAGUUAGGACUCCCCUUGAGCCUUAGCUGCCGCCUCUAUAAACGAGGGUGAAAUAGAGUGGGGUGUGGCCCCCCUCCCAGGGGCUGAGGCCUGCUGGGGAGUAGGUUCUGCACCCGCCCCCAACAGGAGAGCCCUUGUCUGGGCAGGAGCCCCUAUUUGCUGCCUAAGGCCCAGGCCUGGCAGGGAGGGAACAACACCAGCCUCACCCCCAGUGGCAUGGUGUCUCAGUGGCCUGGACUGCCUCCUUGGGGCCAAGGCCAAGCUUGCUUCUGUCCCCCGCUGAGCUCACAGGCCACACUCACUGUCUCAUUUUCAACCUCAGAUGGAGAAACCGAGGCCCGGGGAGGGGCAAGGACUGGCUGGCUGGAUUGGCAAGGGUGUGGCGGGAGAGGUGGGGAGCGGGAGGGGUGACCCCAACGGGUCAGCCCUGCAGAGUCCCCACAGGAGGGAAGGCCAGGCUGCUGCCCAGUGUCUUUGGGCCGCCACUGGCACACCCAUGCCAGCAAGAGGGGUGGUGUCAGGUCUGGCAGCCCCUGCUUGGCACUGGCUGCAAUAAAGCCUUAUCAGCACCCAUGUGCCACCAAGUCCACGAUUCUCUGUUGAUAAGAGACUCAGGGGUGGAAAGCAUGAGACACAGACAAUGGCAAGGCACUGGGUGGGUGGCUUGGCCGGGACAAUGCGGGGCCACAUUAGGGAGUGGAAAAUGGUGCCUGGGUGGGGGACGGGAAGGGCGGGACUUCAGCCAGGCAGCAGAAGUGGGCUGGGGAGUUGUCUUCCCUAUCCUGGCCCUUCCCUCCCCAGGGCCUUCGCACAUGCUGUUCCCUUUGCCAGCAACACUCUUCCAUCCCUUCUGGCUAGUUCCUUCUCUUGAGGGCUCAGCUCAAAUAUCACCUCCUCCAGGAAGCCUCCCUGACCAGCCCAUGUCAGUCCAGGUCCCCCCACCCCGUACAGAUUACCAUUCCCCAUAUUUUCCCUUCAGGACUUUUAUCCUAAUAAUAAUUCAAUAAUGGGAUGCCGGGUUUGACAGUUAAUCUUCUCUCCCUUCCUCAGACACGGGCAGCUCCGUGAGGGCACGGGCUCUGUGUGUCUGUCUGUCCUGUGAACCAUAGCGCAGGGCCUGGCACAGAGCAGAUGCUCAGCUAACAUCUGCUGAGUGACCGAAUGGGCAGCUGGCUGUGAUGUGGGUUUGGUAACCCACCUGGUGGAGGACUGAAUGAUGAGCACUCAGCACAGCACUGAGCACACAGUAGGGACUCAGCUGGCAAGUAAUAGCAAUUGUGGCCAAGAUGAGCUGUGUUUCCUCUUAUUUCCCUUCCCUGGGCCUGGGGCCUCCGUCUGCCCGAGGGGCACGGUCCUCAGUCACUGCAUUUUCCUGAGCACCUACUGUGUGCCGGGAGCUGCAUGGGUACCGGCAGGUGAGGGGGAAGAGGCGCCCGCAUGCAUCAGGCCCAGACGGGCCUCCUCCUACGGACGGCAGCUCCUGCACGAAGCAGGGCCUCGGCGAACGGCUCGGACUGGAAAUGACCUCUGCCGUGCUUGACAGAGUGCAGUUCAGGGAGGGAGAGACCCAGGGCGAUAUUGUGAGACUCAACUCAGCUUUGAGAGCGGCGGACUCGGGACAGGGUGUGGCUGAAGAGAAUUCAGAAGGUUCAGGUGAGGGAGCAUCGGGACACUGCUGUCCCUCCCCGGAGCCCCGGGGUCCCCGUCGGCCCUGCAGCAGCCCUCCCCAGCCCUGGGCAGCUCCAUCUUUUCACAGGCCUUACGGUCAGCGUCCUACAAGGGGCCAGGAAGGGGCACAGGAGCCAGAGCUGCCACCGCCGAAGCUGCCUCCCAGCCAGCCCCUCGCCUCCGGCCUGUCCCCCGAGCUGUGCAAGGGUGCGCAGGGCUUUCCAACCGUCCUCAUUCUCUCUUGACCCGGGGCACGCUCACGCCACGGCCGCAGCAGCAGGGAGAAGAGGUGAGGCCUCUGUGCCGAGGCCACCCGCACCCAGCUGGGGACAGCUGGCCCGAAGCUGUGUGUCCUGGGCACGAGAGGGCCCCCGCCUGGCAGAAGCUCCCUGCUUCCCUGCCAAGUGGAGGCUGAGAAUUUCCGUGCUGACCUGUCACUGAGUGCUUCCAGAUGUGGGCUGGGGGUGGGACGGGGGGUCCUGGGAGGGACUUGGAGCCUGAACAGGGCUCUGAGGGCAGCCUGGCCCAGCCCGAGACCCACCCACCCUGGACCUGGAGUCGGUCACUGGGCUCUGGCGGAGCUUCCUUCCAUCUGCGCCUGUUUCCUGUCACGCGGGUCGGCGCAAUGGUGUCUGACCCCGCGAAGCCCAGGAAGCCUGUGCCAGCCUCCUCAAAAGAUGUCAACUGUCCCAGGAAGAGGGGGCUUAUGCCUGAGGCCUCUGGGACCACUGAGUUUGAAGCCUUCUAUGCAGGGGGCCUGGCCCCCGGCUGGAACCUGCUGGUCCAGGGACACUCUGACUCUGGAGAGGACAAGUUCGAGAUCAACUUCUUGUCGGAGGCGGGGGACAUUGUCUUCCACAUCAAGCCCCGCUUCUCCAGCGCCAGCAUCGUGGCCAACACCUUCCAGGGCGGUCGCUGGGGCCAGGAGGAGGUGUCCACCGUCUUCCCGCUGGUGCUCGGGGAGCCCUUCGAGAUGGAGGUCAGCUCGGACGCGGAGCACUUCCACGUCCACGCCCAGGAGCACAAGGUGCUGCAGUUCGCCCACCGCCACAGGCCGCUGGCCGCCAUCACCCGGGUGCAGGUGCUGAGUGACCACCGGCUGGCCCAGGUGGAGCUGGCCAGGAGAGGCCUGAGCUGGGGGGAAGGGGGCUACUGAGCUGUGCCUGAAGUCCCAGGAGCGAGCCGUGGCCAUUGGCCACCCCACGUCCAGUGAAGCCCACCUUGGGGAAGUUGGGGGGAGGGCUCUGCAGUCCUGGGCACCCCCCCGCCCCCCGCCCCCGUUCCAGCUCUACCUUCAAUAAAGUCUAAGCAGGCUGCA
Sus scrofa (pig) is the source of this 4242-nucleotide messenger RNA. RefSeq names its product galectin-related inter-fiber protein (gene GRIFIN). Gene Ontology annotation, molecular function: carbohydrate binding. The record is from RefSeq and is a predicted model, not a curated record. Lineage: Eukaryota; Metazoa; Chordata; Mammalia; Artiodactyla; Suidae.